ACGUACAGGACAAUAAACAUGAAAGUCGCCUUCGCCUUCCUAGCCCUCGUGGCUUUUGCCUCGGCCGUCGAGCCCAAGAACGAGCCCAUCCCGAUCCUGAGAAGCAGCGAGGACCCCCCGAGCCCCGACGGCUCGUACUCGUACAGCUUCGAGACCGGCAACGGCAUCAAGGCCGAGGAGAAGGGCCACGUGAAGGACCUGGGGGGCGAGCACGAGGCCAUGCAGGUAAAGGGCAGCUACAGCUACCAGGCGGAGGAUGGCUCGCCCAUCUCGGUCUCCUACACCGCCGACGAGAACGGCUUCCAGCCCAAGGGUGACCACAUACCCCAGCCGCCCCAGUCGGUUCUGAGGAUGCUCGAGUGGCUGGCUCUCCACCCCGAGGAGGAGGACCCGGAGUUCCUCAAGGCGAGCGCCAAAUUUUAAAAUCGCGCCGCGACUUUCGCCCUUGUGUGUUGCAUUGUUUCCCUCGUGGGGUGUGAUUGAAGGGACUGGGUGUGCGGUUGACGGGAAUUUUGUUUCGUUUUCCGUUGGAAUUUCUCGUUGACUGGCCAGUGUGUGGUGUAUGUUUGACGUGAAUCUGUGUGAUGGAGCCACGGCACGAUUUGGGCAAGAUUUUUUUUUUUUUUUUUUAACUAUUUCUACUUGACGACAUUUUUUUUAUACAGCGAACGGUAGUGCGAUGUAUUUUUAGAGCUGUUUGGACAAUGGUUUCAUUUUUGGCUGGAAAUGAAUUUUUUUUAUCCAACAUUGCGUCAUAAAAAGUAAUGGAAAAAAAUUGAAAAAGUAUCCAUGACCAAGUCUGCCAAGCUGUACGAGUGUAAAAAAGGCCCUGUAUAUAUGAUUAGAUAAGAUCUGCUGUUUUUUUUUUCUUUAAUAUGUAGCACUGUACGACUUUGUUUAAUAAAAUUCGCUAUAUUUUGUACAAAAAUUUUGUCUCUAUUCCCGAGUAAAAAGAAACCAGAAAUAAAAAAUCACGACUUAGCUCUGCGCUAUUUUUAGCAACCAUAGCUGCAAGAGACUUGUGUAUUUUUGAAAUUCAACAAAUCCGAGACACGGAGUUGGCAAAUGAUUUAUG
Messenger RNA from Copidosoma floridanum, 1075 nucleotides. Its product is annotated as cuticle protein CP14.6-like. NCBI's taxonomy places the organism in Eukaryota, Metazoa, Arthropoda, Insecta, Hymenoptera, Encyrtidae. Gene Ontology annotation, cellular component: chitin-based extracellular matrix. Gene Ontology annotation, molecular function: structural constituent of chitin-based larval cuticle. The record is from RefSeq and is a predicted model, not a curated record.